GCCAUCUUGCCCGCGGAGCACCGGAGGGGCUGAGCUCCGCCGCCGCCUCUGCCUCUCCCCCUCCUUCCCCUCCGGCCGGGCCGCCUUCUCCCGGGGCCGGGGGGCCGGAGCCGGCAGGAGAAAUAUUGCUUUCAAAGAAUGACAACAGCUGCUUCAGCAAGUGGAUUUGCUGUGCAAGAGGUCAUUAUUUACAGCUGCCAGCUUUAUUGAAUUCUUCCUUACAUUUCAUCCUUAUUUUCUUUUAGAAGCGGCAAAACAACUUAGGGUUGAUGUUUUGUGUGCCAUCAACUGAAAUUGGGGCCAUCAUGAAUAUCACCAAGGGUGGGCUGGUGCUGUUCUCAGCUAAUUCCAAUUCCUCGUGCAUGGAACUGUCCAAGAGGAUUGCUGAGCGCCUGGGAGUUGAGAUGGGGAAGGUUCAGGUUUAUCAAGAGGCAAACAGAGAAACACGAGUGCAGAUUCAGGAGUCUGUGAGAGGAAAGGAUGUGUUUAUCAUCCAGACAGUUUCAAAGGAUGUGAAUACCACGAUCAUGGAGCUCCUGAUCAUGGUGUAUGCAUGUAAAACCUCCUGUGCCAAAAGCAUUAUUGGAGUGGUUCCUUACUUCCCCUACAGCAAACAGUGCAAGAUGAGGAAAAGGGGCUCCAUUGUCUCCAAGCUGCUGGCCUCGAUGAUGUGCAAAGCUGGGCUAACUCAUCUUAUUACCAUGGAUCUACAUCAGAAGGAAAUUCAGGGUUUCUUCAAUAUUCCAGUUGAUAACUUGAGAGCAUCUCCAUUUUUACUCCAGUACAUCCAAGAAGAGAUACCAGACUACAGGAAUGCUGUAAUUGUGGCCAAAUCUCCUGCAUCUGCCAAGAGGGCCCAGUCCUUUGCCGAGCGCCUGCGGCUGGGGAUCGCGGUGAUCCACGGGGAAGCCCAGGAUGCCGAGUCUGACAUGGUGGACGGGCGGCACUCCCCUCCCACAGCCAAGUACGUGGCUGCCAUCCACCCCAGCCUGGAGAUCCCCAUGCUGAUUCCCAAGGAAAAGCCACCCAUCACAGUUGUUGGAGAUGUAGGAGGAAGAAUAGCUAUCAUUGUGGAUGACAUCAUAGAUGACGUUGACACCUUCCUGGCUGCAGCUGAGACCCUCAAGGAGAGAGGGGCCUACAAGAUCUUUGUCAUGGCCACCCAUGGCCUGCUGUCCUCUGAUGCUCCCCGGCUGAUCGAGGAGUCUGCCAUCGAUGAGGUGGUUGUUACAAACACGAUUCCACAUGAAAUACAAAAACUCCAGUGCCCUAAAAUCAAGACUGUGGAUAUCAGCAUGAUCCUGUCAGAAGCCAUUCGCAGGAUCCACAACGGGGAGUCCAUGUCCUACCUUUUCAGGAAUAUAGGAGUGGAUGAUUAAAGCUCAUUCCUCUCAAUAAACACCCGGGCCAAACUGGAAGCGAACAGAGAACGAGCUGUGAAGCGUUGUGCUUACCUUAAUAUUUCCAUUGAGCCACUUCUUGUUUUCUCUUGGUUUAAGUAUCAAGGUAGAACAGUUUUUGAGACAAUUUUUUUUUUCCUUUGCAGGGUUUUUUUUUGAAAUUGGGGGGGUGGGGGUUGGUGGGAGUAAACGUUUUACAGAAAAACUGUUCUAGUUGCUUUUAGGUUAGUUGCACUAUACACGAUGGAAAAAUCCCACAAAACACUUGAGGCAAGAAUUUGGCUUCUAAAUUAAGCAUUCCUUUUCCAAAGCUGCUUGCUACAAGUGCUUUAAAUGAUGAUAAAAUGAAGUGACUGUAUAAUAUUUGCAUUUUAAAAGCCAAAAAGGUCGUACUGUUGUAUGCAGUCCAGUGAUUUUGUAGGAGUGCUUUUAUAGAAAAGCAUAUGGAAUAUGCACCUGUAUUUAUUUUCUGCGACAAAGAAUAAAAACUUGUUUUGUGUGAGCUUUCUAAAAAUG
Messenger RNA from Melospiza georgiana, 1916 nucleotides. RefSeq names its product phosphoribosyl pyrophosphate synthetase associated protein 2 (gene PRPSAP2). The transcript is spliced from 12 exons. Lineage: Eukaryota; Metazoa; Chordata; Aves; Passeriformes; Passerellidae. Gene Ontology annotation, biological process: purine nucleotide biosynthetic process; 5-phosphoribose 1-diphosphate biosynthetic process. The record is from RefSeq and is a predicted model, not a curated record. Gene Ontology annotation, cellular component: cytoplasm; ribose phosphate diphosphokinase complex. Gene Ontology annotation, molecular function: ribose phosphate diphosphokinase activity; magnesium ion binding. Bases 270 to 1379 code for a protein of 369 amino acids.